GUGAAGUAUCCCGGUACAAUAUGAAGACCCAAUGUUGGACUAGAUGACGAAAAGUGAAAUCAUGGGAUUUAAGUGGACUUGGGAUUAUUUUUUGUUGUUUUGUACGUGUUUGUGUAUUUUGGACGUGCAAGUGAAUGGGUUUAUAAGUGAUGACUAUAACAUUUUAACGACUUGCAGACUUUACUGUGAUAUAGAUGGAACGAUCUCAGAGAAGGAUAGCUAUUAUUGUAGCAGAGAAUGUCAAAUGCAUCAGUGUCACACAGGGUGCAGCCUAUACAAACAAGCCAUAAGUGACAACACAUGUUUCUCCACAUGUAAUAACCAGGUAACUCAGAGUUCUUCAAAAUCCGAGACAGAGUUGAAUAAUGUGGUGCAUUUGUUGGUCCAGAGCUGUAUUCAAGGCUGCAGCAGGGGCCUCGAUGAGUACUACAAGGACCUAGUUGGAUUCAUUGGAGGGAAACUUCCGCAAGCAAAUGUGAUAAACAAAGGGAUUACCCAUGAUUCUGUGGAACUGUCAUGGCCGCCUGAAGACUGGCAGAAUAACGUGACCUUCACCCUACAGACAUGCUUGGCUGACUCCGAGUCUGAUUGGCAGAACCAUGACGAUUAUAUGGUGCUUCCCUCCGGCAAUGUUAACAUCACAAACCUAUUGCCAUUUGUUACAUAUGAGUUUAAAAGAACAUUCCAUAUUACCUCUGCUCAUUCUGUAGAAACUGAAGAGUCAAAGCCGGUUACAACAUUGCCAUUUGGUGUUCCAUCCAGUACUCCCCGGAUAACCAGUCUGAUUGCUCCUUCCCCGACCACCAUUUCUGUUUCCUGGCGCUCACCAAUUCACACAAAUGGACCAUUGCUUAGCUACAGCCUCUCUCUUCACCCAUUGGCUGAAGAUGGUCAUGUGAUCAAUGUGGAUGUUCCGCCUCAGCGCACAUCAUGGAUUUUUGGACAGUUGUUAGCAGGACAGCAGUACGAAGUGCGGGUUUUGGGGGUGAAUGAAGAAGGGGAGGGACCUGAGAGCUCAAUGAAAGUCACAACACCAAUGCCAGGCAACUUGAGUUUGAAGGAGGCUCCGUACCUGAUUCUAGGGGCAGAAAAUUACGUCGUGAAGCAGCCACUACUUGAACUCACACGAGACUACGAUAAAAUUGCCAAGAGGCCUCGCAGCAUACUCGUCACAGCGGAGGCCACUGUGUUUGAAAGUAACUCAAGUUCUGAACUUGUGCAAGGUGUUGGUGUGCACGUUGCCAGGGAACAGGUGCUUGUAUCAGAUGACAGUGGGCGAGUAACUCUGGUUGACAUCAAUGGAACACUUCUUGCGGAGGACAUCUAUCCGUACCUUUCCCAACCAGCGGCCAUUGACGUUGACUGGCUGCAUAACUAUGCUUACAUCGCCGACAGCCAUAGGCUUUACCGAUGCAGUGUCCUGGAGCCAUUCUACUGCCAUAAUGCCAUGGAACUGUUCCCCUUUUCUCCAAGAGAGGUCAAGGUUGACCCCAUCACUGGGUACCUUUUUUACACUAUACACGAGAACAAGGGGGGUUUAUACAGGGUGGAUCUGGCAGACAUCAACACAUCAACUGAACCCUCCCCCACCCUCUUGAUAGAGGGUGCUAUUUCAACAUUUGCCAUCGAUCAUGAGAGUUUGCUUGUGUAUUAUCCAAACUCCAGCCAUAAUACAGUCAUGUCUGCCUUUCUGGAUGGCACAGGGGUCACUGAUACCAGAACUGGCUCAGUGGCACGACCUCACUUUCUAAAUAUAGACAGUCUGGUGAAGUAUGAUGGGAAAUAUUUUUGGACCAAUGGGACGAGAGUGUUCUCAGAAGAGUUUGAUCCAAUCAACAGGACUUAUUAUCACCACUCCUUGGCAUUGUUUGAGAGACAUUUUUCUGGAUUUAACCUGUGGUACCCGACCUCACAACCUGUGCCAGUACCUCUGAGCCCACCGAGACAGCUUGAGGUUCUGUUUACGUCCACCUCAGCCAGAGUCACAUGGCAUAAACCAGCCAGAACAUCAUACCAAGGUGAAGGAGCGUUUAGUAGUUGGAGCUAUGAGGUGGAGGUUGUGCUGGUGAGUGGGCUAAACACCCAGCUGCAUGUGACUUCAGGGCUCCAUCAGCACGUGACCGGGCUUCUGUCUGAUGCCCAGUACAGAGUCAGGGUGAGGGCCAAGUCCAGGGGCGGCAGGGGACCUUGGUCUGACAGUUUUAUGGGCUCCACUCUUCAACCAGAUGGUGACACUGCCAGACUGAUAGUUGCCGUACAGCAUGUGCAGCACAAGACUUGGGAGCUGCGAGAGGUCGGGCUAGACGGGACGAUGUAUGAAACCCGGGUGACGACCCCGCCCAUACAUCCCGGGGUUACAGACCUGACAUGGCAUGAGGACAAGCUAUUUUGGACAGACAACGACGGCCGAAUGUUCCUACACAAGGGAGGUAACCUUGUCCCCAAUCUGCUCAGCUUUGUGGAAGAUGCUCGCUGUCUGGCGUUUGACUGGCUUGCUCUGAAGCUAUACUGGUCUGUGUACAGGAAUGCUCAGAUCAAGAGAGCAGACAUGUAUGGCAACAAUGAAGAGUUCAUAUACCUUGCCCAGGCUAGACACAUGGCCUUGGACAGUGCUGAAGGUCGCCUGUACUGGGUUACCAUGACAACCGUAGAAUCCACCACCCUCAAUGGAAACGACCAUGUGGAAUACUUCGGUCUCGAGCCUUUCUCAAUAAACCAGAUCAUUAGUCUCACAAUUGAUCAUGAUCACAAGAGGCUUGUUUGGUAUGUGAAGGGUUUUGAGGAACAGUCGUUAUACGUCGCUGACCUGCUCACGAUGGGUCAGAGUGAUACAGCGGAUGUCAUCAGUUCUGUUACCUUGCUUGGAAAGAUUCAAGACAUCAACAGAUACUCCGUGCUGCAGUUCUUCAGUGGGCGGCUUGUGUGGUUGGGUGAGGAUCAGGCAGUGAGGGUGGGCGAUGCCCCUGGCAACCACACAGCAACCAUCACCCUUGAUAGACCCGCUACUAUGGUCACUGUUGUGCAUCCGACCCUGCAUCCAUAUCCUGCUGGUUUGAACUGCAGCACAGUGUGUGUGCUCCCACAAACCAUCUCACCCAGCUCAGUUGGUUGCCAGGGGGAGUGGUCCGAGUUCAACAUCACCUGGCAACAAUCAACAGAGGUCAACCAUGGCAACAUAUGGUAUGAGGUGGCUGUCGAGACCGAGGGGCAGUCCAAAAUUGUUGAGGUGGUUGAAAGGGCCUGGUACGCUGUCUUCGGUCUGGCCCCUUACUCUCAGGUGACUGUGGCCCUGCAGGCAUUCACUGUGUGGGGAGCUGGCCAGAGAAUCACUACUAACAUCAGGUCACCCAUGGCUGCCCCUAGCCAGCCUGUAGGACCCAAGGUCUAUGUUACACAGAGAAAGAAUGCUGCAUCCUCAAAGCAGACGCUUGCAGCUGACUUCCGCUGGUCGGAGCCAGCUGAGCUGAACGGCAUUCUCAGUCAACAACAUGUGUACUACUGGCAGAGUAACUCUCCCGACGACAGGACCAAGGCGAAUCUAUCACCAUCAGCUCGUCAUUUCAUACUGGACAAUUUACAGGGGAACAUCACAUAUUACUUCCAGGUGGAGUGCUGCACGGCAGUUGGCUGUGGGCCGCGAUCUGCUAUUGUCAAUGCCACCACUGAUGCGGUCAAUCCAGUUCCCAGGUUAAUCAUAGCAACCAAGGGCGGGAUAAUGGUUGGCGAGGCAGACAACAUUCGAAACACAUCAGUUACUAUGGCAACCAAGUCUGUUGUGGCUCUGGCCCAUCUCUCACAGGAGGAUCGCUAUUUCUGGAUCACACGAGAGGGUUAUGUGGAACAGUUUCCAAGCCAACAGAGGAAAAAAUUGCUGCAGUUGGACAGCGAAGGUCACCACAUGACUCUGGACUGGGUCAGUAGGUCACUGUAUGUCACUCGUAGCAACCAGUCACAUGGGGCUAUUUUUAGAUAUGAGAUGGAUAAAGGCAUUCACUCUGUUGUCAUAGAGAGGCCAGCUCCAAUAGGGAAAAUAGCAGUGGAUCCUUUUACUAGUUCCCUACUGUGGACAGAACAAGGUGAUACACACAGCUGGAGGAUCUACAAGUCCAAUACAAAUAAUCUGACCUUGACUGAAGAAUUCUUCUCUCAACCUCCCCCCGCCCGCCAGAGCCGUGACCUCACCCCACCUUGCAGCUGCCCGCGUGAUGUAAGGGUAGGACCAGGGGUCACAGUGGAUCUAGUGAAAAACGGGGGCACGGAGCUCGUAUUUGUGGAGUUGGGCUCAAUGUCUCUGAUUGCUGCCGACAUGCAGGGAUGCCAGUGUAGGGUUCUUCUCAACACAACUGAGAAGGACAGGAAAGGUUUGCCAGCCAGUCACAUGACAGUGGACCAUGUAAACUUAUACUGGUACCACUCAGACUCUAGUACUCUGUAUAUGCUGGACAAGGAAACAGGAAUGGUCCGGUCCACCAGCCUGCCACAUGUCACUGACAUCCUUGCCUUUGGAUCACAUCUUCAGCCACUCCCUGGGUCAGAGUGUCUUGAUGUGAGUCCCUAUGCUGACCCUGUUCACAUUGUGUCAUACACAAACACAAGUGUACGUGUGUGGAUGACCCCGGUCAGCUGGCCAGAGCAGUGCCUGGAAAUCAGCCAUCCCGCAGUACGGUACACCGUCUUUUACAAGGUUUUGGAUGAUAUGAACCCCUACAGUGACUGCAGCGAUCCAAACUACAUGUGUUCUCAGCAGUUCUCGUACACUGGUGAGCUGGAGAUUGAAGGUCUGACCCCAUACACGUACUACAUCCUACAGGGUGCAGUCAGUAGUCAGUACUCCCAGUACUCAGUACUCACCCUAGGGCAGGGAUCCACCUUGAGGACAAGGCCAGGGGUUCCAAGUAGAGUGGAAAAUGUCACUCUAGAACCGCAGAACCCGAACCUGGUGAUCGUGCGUUGGCCCCUGCCUGCCAAGCCCAACGGCCCUGUUGACAAGAUCGAGUAUUUUGUGCGGUGGUCAGCAGUUUUGCAGGACGGAGAGAAACGAUCCACUAUGUCGGAGGCCAUCACAUACAGCGACUAUCAGGAGGACAUGUAUGGGAGAUUUAGUAAAAGGAUUGAAAACCUCCUCCCUGACCAGACAUACUCAAUACAGGUGUUCAGCAACCAGACAAGUGGUGGUUACCUUACAGAGAGCUCCGCCAUGCAAGUCCACACAUUCCAACAGCCAAGCGACCUCGAACUUUACGAUGUGACAAACACUUCAAUCCAUCUCACCUGGCGCUCCCCGAGCGAUGAUGCCACUCAGAGGGUCACCAUUAGUUACCAACUGGUACAAGAGAACAUGUCAGACAUCUUCAUGAGCAGCCUUGAUAAUCUGCCGAUCCUGACAGAAAACAAUACGCUCUACAACGAAUCCUUUGAAGAUCUCAAACCGAACACAGAGUAUGCUUUCCAGCUCCAUCUUAUCUACAACUCCACCAUGUAUAACCUUUACCACUGGCCGACACAGGAGAGUGGCAUCCAAUAUGUCUUCAAAACACUGACGGGUAUCCCAGACUCCCCUGAUCCCCCGAUAGUAGAAGAGAUAAAGGAAGGACAAUAUGAGGUCAGAUGGGCCGAACCAGAGGAUAACGGGGAGGCCAUUCAACACUACAUACUGCAGUACAAGCUUAUAGACAAAGACAACUGGAGUGUGGCGUAUAAUACGACGGACCUGCGUUGGGUUAUAGAUGAGAGUGUGUUACAACGCGGUUAUACGUACCUGUUCCGUGUGCAGGCCAAGAACAGUAAUGGCUGGGGACCUGUCAGUCUCAACAGCACUCUCUUUUCUUUUCCAAUAUUGGAGGUGGAGCCUGAGGAUGACAUGGUUACUGUGGUAGCAAUCGUCUCUGCCCUCAUCUUUGUCAUCAUCGCCAUGGCAGCCAUCGCCAUCUAUUCAAUUUGCCGAAGGAGAAGAGAGGAGAAGAAAAAGCGCAAGGAGCGGGAAUUUGUCACGGUGGCACGUGGCCCUGAUCUAGAGCUUGCCACCCUGCGUGAACUGCCCCUUACAGCGAUACAGCAGAAUAAUACACUGUAUGCCAUGAAUAUGAUACCUACCGAUGAUGAGAUAGCUGCCCUGCCACAUUUUCGACGUGAUCAGUUGGUCCUCUGUAAAUUCCUAGGCAGCGGCGCGUUUGGAGAAGUUUUCGAGGGGGUUGCCAAGAACAUCAUUAAUGAGAGCUCUGGGGACACUAGGUGUGCUGUCAAGACCUUACGUAAAAGUGCUUCGGAUCAAGAAAAAGAUGAAUUCCUCAAAGAAGCCCUACUCAUGUCCAACUUUCACCAUGAGCAUAUUCUCAGUCUACUGGGGGUGUGCCUUGAUAAUGACCCACAGUUCAUCAUCCUGGAGCUCAUGGAAGGUGGUGAUCUACUCUCCUUCCUCCGGGCCUGUCGGCUCUCAUCGAUCCAGCAUCAGAGCCGUGUGGAGCUUUCUCUAAUGGACCUGGUUAAAAUCUGUGUCCAUGUGGCGAGUGGCUGUAAAUACCUCGAGGACAUGCACUUUGUACACAGGGACUUAGCAGCCCGAAACUGCCUAGUGAGCUCGUGUAACCCGGCAACCAUGGUGGUGAAGAUUGGAGACUUUGGUCUCGCAAGAGACAUUUACAAGAAUGAUUACUACCGUAAGGAGGGGGAGGGGCUCCUUCCUGUACGCUGGAUGUCGCCCGAGUCACUGGUGGAUGGGGUGUUCACCACACAAUCCGAUAUUUGGGCGUUUGGUGUGUUAAUGUGGGAGGUGGUUACAUUUGGGCAGCAGCCAUACCCAGCACGCACCAACAUAGAGGUGCUGCACUUUGUCCGCAGUAGUGGACGCCUUGACCGGCCAGAUAACUGUCCUGAGGACUUCUACCAGCUGAUGUGUAAGUGCUGGAGUUUUGCCCCAGAGGAUCGACCAUCAUUUGCCUACCUGCUUCAACAACUUCAGAAAUUCCACGAGACAUGCACGAGUGUGUCAGAGUACCUCAUCCCAAUAUCAUCAACAAAUAGGGCGCUAGCAGCAGCGGGUGGGUUCAACUACCUGAGUAUGAGACAAAGGAGACUGACGUCGACAUCAUCAGACGACCCUGAUUACAGACACAUCGAUCACAGUAGCUAUGGUAGCCACAAAUCAUAUGGGAAGAUUCGACGGGCGACGUCAUUUGAUUCACCUGAGCCCAAAGACGCCACCCAGCAGUUGAAGACAGAUGGGGCCAACUACUUACAGCCGAAAUCUCGCCAUGUGCCGCAGUAUAUUGAGUUUUUACCAGAAGACAGGACGGUGAAUUAUAUGUAUGAUCUGUCAGGCAAUAGGUGUCGCGACCUUGAGACAAAACCUGACAAUCUUGAGCUAAAAUCAAGCACAAAAAGCCCCAAUUAUGUUCAAACUACUGUUAAAGAGAAUUUCCCUUUGUCUGGGUCGGAGUAUGCAAAAUAUGUGAAUCAUAAGAAAAACAGUUCUUCAACUGAUCAGGAUGAUUCGGAGGUGAAGAGCAUUUUUGCUCAUCAGAAAAACAGUGCAGAUUCUGUUAUUAUGAAAUCUGUUGAAAGAAUUCCAAGUGUUCUUAGUGUAAAAAAUGGCAAUCUUGAGAGACAAAAUUCCAUGAAUUCCUGCUCAGAUACUUUUAGUUCACAAAUUAUAACUGUGCCAUCAAGCAAUUAUGCUUCAAAUACCUACAGACCACAGCCUCGCAAACAGCGCCUUGACUCGUCAAACUCGAUUAAAUCAUUUGACUCAGUUCAAACAGAACCUGCAUACAUGACUUACAACCGCUCCAAACUAUACUCCACCUCAUCAUCGAAAUCCAACUAUUCCAUGUCGAACAUCUCUGAGUCAGCUGUUGAGCAGCUUACCCCACCCACGUCAGCAGAAGUAACACCUGACCCUCGUGCUCAGCAGUUCUGGGCAAACAGCUCGAGUGAUUGUGCUAAUUUGGCCAGUAGACAGGACUUAAAAGCUCACUUGGACUAUCUCAACAUGAGUGCCAGGUCGCAGGUCUAUCCGGAGACAGCUGGACCUCUAGCGGGAUAUGACAUUGUCCAUGCAAGCCUUGUUUAGACAUAUGGCAGUAUACUGUCCAUGUAAUCCUUGUUAAGACAAAUGGUACUGUACUGUCCAUGCACAAGUAAGCCCUGUUUAAACAUACAACAUGCCCUGGCCAUGCAAGCCUUGUUUAGACAUAUGGCACUGUAUUGUCCAUGCAAGCCUUGUUUAGACAUAUGGCACUAUGGCACUGUACUAUCCAUCCAAGCCCUGUUUAGACAUAUGGCACUGUACUAUCCAUCCAAGCCUUGUUUAGACAUAUGGCACUAUGGCACUGUACUAUCCAUCAAACCUUUGUUUAGACAUAUGGCACUGUAUUGUCCAUCCAAGCCUUUAGACAUAUGGCACUAUGGCACUGUACUAUCUAUCCUAGCCUUGUUUAGACAUAUGGCACUAUGGCACUGUACUGUCCAUCAAAGCUUUGUUUAGACAUAUGGCACUGUACUGUCCAUCCAAGCUUUGUUUAGACAUGGCACUGUACUGUUCAUUUAAGCCCUGUUUAGACAUUGGUCAAUAGCCACAAGCUGGAGCAACUGCUGACACAGACAUUUCAGCAUGUAUGGUUGGGUUGAUCUUGAAACUGCAGAAAUGUCAUUAACCACACAAGCCUUGUUUAGAAUUUUGUAAACAUUGUCUCAAUAAUGGAUGUCUCACUGCCAUAUAGAUAUGUGUUAAAUACUGUAUGCAUAAUAGUGCUAAACUUUUUAUUGGUGCAUUUUGUUUAUGUUUUGUUUCUUUGUUUUUGGAUUUUUACAUUGUAAUAUGUUUUAAUUUACUAAAUUGUUUAAUAAAUCACACUUAGAUAGUGUUGAAUGCAUGUGUAAAUAUUCAGGUACUUCGUAAAGAAAUGAGUGCGUAUAAGUGAAGUCUUAUGACCCGAGUGCACAAAUAUUCCAUUCCAAUAUUGUUGCUGAAUGCCCAUAUUCAAUUUAAGAGUUUAGAAAACUCAUAUAAUGACUUAAAAUUUAAUCAUUUGGUUGCAAUUUCUUAAAAAAUGUUAUUAUCUUGAAAAAGCAUUUAAAAGCUUAUUAAAUUAUUUUAUUUAGCCAAAUUACUUAAUAUUGAUUUUACAAAUUAACAAAAUAGUUUAUUAUGAUUAUCAAAAAGAUACUUUAAGUCUCUGAACACUUCAAAAUGAGAAUAUUACACAAGUAAUAUGGCAGCAGAACAACUGGGUUUAGUUUGUCCUGAUAUAAUGGCAUAAAUAUCUUUUUAUCAAAUUCUGGCAUGGUUGCCAGUGGCAACUUGCCACUCUCAUGUUUUGUUGAAAAAAUAGAACCUACAUUUGUUCUCUGUGUAAACAAAAACCAAAUCAUUAUGUC
Molecule: messenger RNA, 9375 nt
Organism: Mya arenaria
Lineage: Eukaryota; Metazoa; Mollusca; Bivalvia; Myida; Myidae
Product: proto-oncogene tyrosine-protein kinase ROS-like
Exons: 44
Coding region: 44-8068 (2674 amino acids)
Biological process (GO): cell surface receptor protein tyrosine kinase signaling pathway; multicellular organism development; regulation of TOR signaling
Cellular component (GO): signaling receptor complex; membrane
Molecular function (GO): transmembrane receptor protein tyrosine kinase activity; ATP binding; protein binding
Source: RefSeq, a predicted model, not a curated record